CUGCGUGCUGAUUUAAAAGCUACAGAGGACGAGCUAACGCGCGUCCGCUCAUCUCUCUCCGAGGCCACCUCGACCAUCAUUACUAAGUCUGAGGAAGCUGCAGCAGCAGCUUGCGCAUCCGCCUCUGCUGCUGCAAUGGGGUCUGCUGUCACUUCGACGUCAUCUGUUAUUGCUACAACCGCCACACUUUCUGGAUCACAUUCGUCUUGUUUCGCUACUACAAAUCCUACAAUUCCAGGACAAAUAGAAAUUCCAUCUUUCAUUAAGAUGGAGCCUCGUUCUGGUGAUGGAGAUUUUAUUUCUGCCUCUUCAGGGCUCGGACAGACAUCCUCGCUCGCAUCAUCUUUGAAACACGGGCUAGAAAAGCCGGCAAAGCUUGAGGUUACCGAUGGCCAAGCGUUUCAUACGAUAAAAGAUGGGGAACAACAAAAGGCAGAACAUCAGGGGCCUUAUCAUCAGCAAAAUUUCGGUUCUGGUAAAGCUAUGGAUCUCGAUGCUAGAUCAUCAACGGACCAGCGUAAUCGUGAUCGCGAUCGAGAAGAAGAAAGGGAUCAUGAUCGAGACCACGAGGGCGAAAAGGAAGAAAGGGAUAGAGAUAAAGAUAGAGAUAGAGAAAGGGACAAGGAGAAGGACAAAGAGAAAGUUAAAGAAAAGGAAAGGGAGAAGGAGAAGGAGCGAGAUCGUGAGAAGGAACGAGACAGAGAAAGAGAACGCGAUAGAGAGAAAGAGAAGGACAAGGACAAGGAUCGAGAA
This is a messenger RNA of Protopolystoma xenopodis, 753 nucleotides long. Lineage: Eukaryota; Metazoa; Platyhelminthes; Monogenea; Polystomatidea; Polystomatidae. The record is from the annotation of a GenBank genome assembly.